AUGUCAUUCUUCUCAGAGGACUUGUCACUUGACCCACGCUUCUUCGAGCUCCAGGAGGAGCUGCGGUCUGUGCUCUUCGCCGGCCUCUCAAGCCUGUCACCCAGCAGACCCUCCACACCCGAGGACGAGGCCGCAGAGACACUCAACUUUUCACAUGUAACAGUCGCAGUCCCACACGCGAGACUGUUACGCUACCUACAGAAUUGGAUCACGGAAUGUGCACCUCAUCUUGACAAGUUCGAUGAGAACCAACACUUUCAGAUUCAGGUGCCUCUAAUGGCGCGCAAGUCACCGGCUUUGCUCUAUGCCAUGCUUGCAUUUUCAUCGAGGCAGAUGGAGAGGAGAGGACUGACGCAGAAAGGCUGCGACAGUCUGGAGCUGUAUCAAGAGAGUAUCAGGCUCCUAACACCUGGCUUGCAAGCCAAAGACCCCAACAUGCUCGUCACGGCGUGUAUACUCGCUGUCUUUGAGCUCAUGUCAGGCGGUGCGAGAAAUUGGAGGCGCCACGUCGAGGGUUGUGCCUCGCUCUUUGAGUAUUUUGGCGUCAAUGGUUUCUCUGGAGGGCUCCCGCAAGCGGUAUUCUGGUGCUAUGCGAGGAUGGAACUGUGUGGAGCGAUAAUAUCUGACGGUGCUGAGACGACCGUGCUGCCUCUCGAUCAAUGGGUUCCAGCCAUGCGAGAGCAGCCAUCAUCGCCUGAGGAAUCAGAGAGGUUUAUCCAGAGCCUUUUCCAUCAGAAGAGCCGCACAUCUCCAGAUACACAUGCCAAUUGGGCUAUCUACCUCUGCACCAAAGUCUGUCAUCUGCGCUUCCGAAGGACACAAUAUCUGGAGCUCGGAAGAGCAGACUGGCAGGAUAGCAGGCCGUUUUCAGAACAGUGGCAGAGACUCUGGUCAGAGUUACAAUUCUGGUUAGAUGAAAGACCUCCGUCGAUGAAGCCCAUCCGUGUGGUCGAAGCAAGUGAGAAGCAAGUCUUCCCACUGAUAAUGUUUCCCCAUUGGGCUGCCAUCUCAAGCAAUCAAGUCUAUCACGCCGCAUGCAUCUUGAUGCUGGAGAUGCAGCCACCAGAGCAGAACUUGGACUCUCACUGUUUGGCUCUUUGGCAUGCCCGCAGCGUGGUCGGUAUAUCAUGCGCCAACCCCCACCCUGGGAGCAUGGUCAACUCUAUCCAGCCGUUGUUUGUUGCGGGAAGGUUGUUCUCGCAUGUGAGUGAACGGAGGCAGAUAGCCCAGCUACUCAAGUCGAUUGAUAGAACAACUGGCUGGGGAGCAUUGUGGAGGUUGAGGGAUCUAGAGGCGGAAUGGGGAUAUGAGGCUGGCCAUGUGUUUGAUGAUUCGGGCAAGUAA
Messenger RNA from Fusarium keratoplasticum, 1344 nucleotides. RefSeq lists its product as uncharacterized. Bases 1 to 1344 code for a protein of 447 amino acids. The transcript has a single exon. Gene Ontology annotation, biological process: positive regulation of transcription by RNA polymerase II. Lineage: Eukaryota; Fungi; Ascomycota; Sordariomycetes; Hypocreales; Nectriaceae. The record is from RefSeq and is a predicted model, not a curated record. Gene Ontology annotation, cellular component: nucleus. Gene Ontology annotation, molecular function: transcription cis-regulatory region binding; DNA-binding transcription factor activity.